AUGUCCGUCUGGAACCCGGACAAUAUUCGCGAUGUCGCCGAAUCUGUCGGCAUGGUCAACCUCAGCCACGAUGUGACCGAGAAUCUCGCUCGCGACGUUGAAUACCGGGUGGCGCAGGUGCUGGAAGAAGCUCUCAAGUGCAUGCGCCAUGGAAAGCGCACGCUGCUCACCACCCAAGACAUCAGCCUUGCUUUGCGGAACCUGGACGUGGAACCGCUGUAUGGCUACGAGUCUGUCCGCCCGUUGAGAUUCGGUGAAGCGUCCCUGGGACCCGGGCAGCCGUUGUUUUACGUUGAGGAUGAGGAGGUGGAUUUCGAGAAGCUCAUCAACGCGCCUUUGCCCAAAGUCCCUCGAGAAGUUUCCUUUACCGCCCACUGGUUGGCCGUCGAAGGCGUGCAACCGUCGAUCCCUCAGAACCCUACCGCCGCAGACUCUCGCAACCUCGAAUUGGUAUCCAAGGGCCCGAACGCAAACUCCACUCUGGCCGCCAUGAGCGGCACUGGCGACGUGGCUGUCAAGCCGUUGGUGAAACACGUGCUGUCGAAGGAGCUGCAAUUAUAUUUCGAGAAAGUUUGCAGUGCAUUCUUGGAUGAAACCAGUGAGGAUUAUCGAACCUCUGGGUAUUCCAGUCUGCGCGAGGACCCGGGCCUGCACCAGCUAGUGCCGUACUUUGUGCAAUUCAUCUCGGAGAAGGUCACCCACAGCCUCAAAAAUAUCUUCGUUCUCACCCAGGUCAUGCACAUGGCCGAAGCCUUGGUCCAAAAUUCGACCCUUUACGUGGAUCCUUACGUUGCAUCCCUUGUUCCCUCCAUCUUGACGUGUCUGAUCGGUCGACAACUUGGUGGAACUGCGGAUUCGGCUGAACAAUUUGCCCUGCGCGAUUUGGCGGCCUCAUUGCUGGGUAUGAUCGCGAAGAAAUAUUCUCAUUCGUCCCACAUGCUCAAGCCCCGUCUUGCGCGCUCGUGCCUGAAGAGCUUCCUGGACCCAUCCAAGCCAUUCGGUGCUCACUACGGGGCUGUCAUCGGGUUGCAAGCCGUGGGUGGUGCCGAGGUGGUGCGUGUGCUUGUGCUUCCUAAUUUGGGCGAGUACUCCAAGCUGCUCAGUGACGGUCUCGAGGAUGCCGCUCGUCGUCCUGCUGCAGAGCGCGUGCUGAAUGCCCUCGUGGCUGUACUUGCCUCCCUUCGUGAUGGCCACCCAUCUUUGACCAAUGGCCACCCUGCCGUUGUGACAGAUGAUCUGCGUUCGCGCUUGAGCGAGAAAGUGGGUGAUCUCAUUGCGGCCCGAAUUGCUGAUACGAGUGAGGUGCAGCUGGCCCAUGCUAUCCUCGAGGGAUAA
Penicillium alfredii is the source of this 1335-nucleotide messenger RNA. RefSeq names its product TATA-binding protein-associated factor TAF6. Gene Ontology annotation, cellular component: SLIK (SAGA-like) complex; transcription factor TFIID complex; SAGA complex. Bases 1 to 1335 code for a protein of 444 amino acids. Gene Ontology annotation, biological process: transcription initiation at RNA polymerase II promoter; RNA polymerase II preinitiation complex assembly. The record is from RefSeq and is a predicted model, not a curated record. NCBI's taxonomy places the organism in Eukaryota, Fungi, Ascomycota, Eurotiomycetes, Eurotiales, Aspergillaceae. Gene Ontology annotation, molecular function: RNA polymerase II general transcription initiation factor activity; transcription coactivator activity; protein heterodimerization activity. The transcript has 3 exons.